AGGGGUGGUGAUUACACUUUGACAAACGUUUCCAGACACCAAAGAGGAAAAGGUCGCAGCCACGAUGCUCGCAGGUUUCGUCUUUCUGUUCCUCAUCUCAGGUGGGAGUACCUCCAAUAUUUCGGUACAAACCGAGCUUCAUGGUGAUCAACCGAACUCCAACUAUGACAAUGAUGAAGGGCUCAACAUCUCAACGGCAGACAUCUUAAAACCACCAGAGCUCAAUGGAAGUACCAACCAGCACUCAAAAUAUCCCCAGCUUCAACAGAGGAACUAUACAAACCGGAAUGAUGCUACCACGACUGUCAUAAAUCAAAAAGAUGUGAGAAACCCCAGCGUGAGAUGCUCCCAUCGGGAUGUCUAUAAGUACUUGAACCUGGUGAAGGACAACGUCAACUCCAAGAUCCGGCCUUCUUAUUAUCGAUCACCCACCAGGGUAAAACUAGAAAUGCUGCUCUACGCCAUUCUAGAUGUGAACGAAAAGAAACAGCAAUUUGUUUCCCACAUUUGGGUUUUUUCGAGGUGGUACGACCUCCAAAUUUAUUGGAAUCCUCAAGAUUUCUGCGGUAUUUGGAAGAUUUAUCCCCCUUCGGAUGUAUUUUGGACGCCAGAUCUAACAAUCGAAGAGAUGAUAAACGCUGAUAAGCUCCCUGUGAGUCCUUAUCUCCUUCUUGACUACGAUGGAGAGGUCUUCCUUCGGAGCAACAUGGUGGUGGUCAGCAGUUGCAGGAUGGAAGUUUACAAAUUUCCCUUUGACGUCCAGAACUGCAGACUGACUUUCAAGUCCAUUGUACACUCAUAUAUCGAUCUGCAGCUUCACAAUUCGGCUGACAGCAAAUGGAAUAUGGACUGGUCUCUUGAUAAGAUGACCCAGUCCGAGUGGCUGUUUGUCAACAUGAACAUCAGCGAGGAAAUAGUCAACAAUUUUGAUCUAGAACAAACAGUACUUGUUUACACUAUCACCAUGAAGCGGCGGUCUGCCCUCUACAUCGCCAACUUCCUGCUCCCCAUCAUGUUCUUCUUGUGUCUGGACUUGGCCUCCUUCCUGAUCUCAGACCGCGGGGGCGAGAAGCUCGGCUUCAAGGUCACCGUGCUGCUCGCCGUCACUGUGAUGCAGCUGAUCCUCAACGAGAUCCUGCCCGCCUCUUCAGACAGGAUCCCUCUCAUAGCGGUCUACUGCAUUGGGAUUUUUGGUUUGAUGAUGCUGAGCCUGCUGGAGACAAUGUUGAUGAUGUAUCUAUUAGCAAAAGACUCUGCAUCCGAAGCAAACUGGGCAGAUGAAGACCAGAGCCGCAAUUUUAAGAAAAUGACGUCUGCUGAUGAAACUCCAUCCGAACAACUGGCAGUCUCCAAAGAAGGCGACAGCAGCAAACUGACUGUGGAGUCCAUUGCUUUGGAGAACAUCUCAGAUGAGCUGAGGGAUGUGGAGAAAACGCUGACUCGGGUCCUUAACGCCAGGAAGGAAGGAAAUAACUACUGGACCAGGGUGGCUCAAAAAAUCAACAUAGUUUUCAUUGUUUUCUACGUCAUAAGUGUCAUCGCGUUUUUGACUUUUCUCUUUUUACUGUGGAACAAACCAGAUGACGUGUAGUGCUCCCCGAAUUAGUCAAAUUAACAGGGGCAUCCAUUGCACAGCUGCCAUUAUAAACUGAUUACUAAUAUUAUCAUUGAUUUCUUAAGCUGGGCAGACAUUGCAAAUCGGUAGUGUUUGAUGUAUUUGAUUUGAUUUUACUAUUUGUAUAUCAAUACUUAAUCACCACGUUUUCAUCAUUACAUUCUGGUUGUUGAUUGGCAUAAAGCACAGGGGACGACGUCCUACCUUUGGGUGUAAUUUACUUUUUUUUAGCCAAUCACAUAUGGACAUUACAAAAGUGAGGUUCACUUUGAGAGGUCUCGCCAGGAGGAGCCCUUGCUCCUCUGUCCUUAACCACUUUGCUUCCUAUGCUGUACAUGUUGAAUCCUCUAAAUCAAUUUUAAUUAUUUAUGUUCUUUAUGGAUUAUCCUGGGAUUUGGUAAUGUUCUACUACAAUCAAUUACUCUUUUAUGUAUU
Pungitius pungitius (ninespine stickleback) is the source of this 2050-nucleotide messenger RNA. Its product is annotated as 5-hydroxytryptamine receptor 3A-like. Gene Ontology annotation, molecular function: transmembrane signaling receptor activity; acetylcholine-gated monoatomic cation-selective channel activity. The record is from RefSeq and is a predicted model, not a curated record. Gene Ontology annotation, cellular component: synapse; neuron projection; plasma membrane. Gene Ontology annotation, biological process: signal transduction; monoatomic ion transmembrane transport; regulation of membrane potential. NCBI's taxonomy places the organism in Eukaryota, Metazoa, Chordata, Actinopteri, Perciformes, Gasterosteidae. The coding region runs from base 65 to 1591 and encodes 508 amino acids. The transcript is spliced from 13 exons.